AGGCACGAGGAUCCGGCGUUCCAACCCAGCGGGAAAAUGCGGCCUCUGACUGAAGAGGAGACGCGAGUAAUGUUUGAGAAGAUAGCAAAAUACAUCGGGGAGAAUCUGCAGCUGCUGGUCGACAGGCCCGACGGCACCUACUGUUUCAGGCUGCACAACGACCGGGUGUACUACGUGAGUGAGAAGAUUUUGAAGUUGGCCGCCAACAUCUCCGGUGACAAGCUGGUGUCGCUGGGGACGUGCUUCGGAAAAUUCACGAAGACCCACAAGUUUCGGUUGCACAUCACGGCUCUGGAUUACUUAGCACCGUAUGCCAAGUAUAAAGUGUGGAUAAAACCUGGAGCAGAGCAAUCCUUCCUGUAUGGGAACCAUGUGCUGAAAUCUGGACUUGGUCGAAUCACUGAAAAUACUUCUCAGUACCAGGGAGUUGUGGUGUACUCCAUGGCAGACAUCCCUUUGGGUUUUGGGGUGGCAGCAAAGUCUACACAAGACUGCAGGAAAGUAGACCCCAUGGCGAUUGUGGUAUUUCAUCAAGCAGACAUUGGGGAAUAUGUGAGGCAUGAAGAGACAUUGACUUAAAACGAAAUCAUCGCGAGGACUUGUGGCUGUGUGGAAGGGCCUAGCUUUGUUUCCUGUGUCUGUGUAGGCUCCACCAUCAUGUUGAAUUUUGUCAACACUGUGACCUCUUCAGGGACUUCUUAGUUUAAUAUUCUAUUAUGGACAAAUGCAGGCUGGAUUCUUAUUAUGCAGAAAUGGCUCAAAAACGGGGUUUUGGAUCUUUGUGAUUAUGACUAACUAGAAUGCUGUGUUUUAUAUUUGAAUCAGAGGGCUUCUUGUUUUGAGUAACAGGUUCUAAAUUGUUGGAACUGAGGACAAGAAUAGCGUAUUGUUAUCUGUGAUAACACUUUUCCAAACACAUGAUAAGAACGUAAUGAAUUUUCUUAUUUAUUAAUACUAUGAAAGAUAGAUAUUGCCAUCAGAAUAGUAGGUGGUGUGUGGAAUUUUACAAAUGAAAUUUGGAUAAAACAGUAAGAGCAGUUUAUUCUGCCGAUUUUCUUUACGGUAGGUGCUGUGUAGUGUGGAAAAAAACUUGGAUUCAAACACCAGUUCUCACAUCUACCAGCUGUAUGGCCUUAGAUGAGUCAUUAAACUUUAAUAAGCUUCAUUUCCUUCUGUUUCAAAAAGCAGCCUAGCCGUCUUCCUAAGAAUAGUUUUUAGAAGUGGAAAUCGUGAUCGUAAAGCAUCUAGCACAGUGCCUGGCAAAUGAGAGUGUUGAAUAAAUGGUAAGAGUUAUUUCUGUAACGUU
This is a messenger RNA of Orcinus orca (killer whale), 1306 nucleotides long. RefSeq names its product 60S ribosome subunit biogenesis protein NIP7 homolog. The record is from RefSeq and is a predicted model, not a curated record. Gene Ontology annotation, cellular component: nucleus; preribosome, large subunit precursor; nucleolus. Gene Ontology annotation, biological process: ribosome assembly; ribosomal large subunit biogenesis. Lineage: Eukaryota; Metazoa; Chordata; Mammalia; Artiodactyla; Delphinidae. Gene Ontology annotation, molecular function: RNA binding. The transcript has a single exon. The coding region runs from base 37 to 579 and encodes 180 amino acids.